CCUGAUCGUACUGGAUUAUUUCCCUCCUUAUACGUUCUGUUUUCUUUUUACCCUAUUGCCAUCUUCUUCUUCUUUUCUUCUAGCUUCUUGAGCUCUGUUUCAAUUGCUUCCUUCUAUAAUUCUUGUAGUUUCUUCGUUGGAUUUCUUUUAAACUUUGUGUUUCAGUGUGGAUUCAUAAAACUCAUUUGGUGGUGCUCUGGAUUCUGGCUCUGCUAUGAUUUGAAAGGAUCUAGCAGUUGCAGCUGACGAUGCCAAGGCAGAAUCUAGCGGCGGAAUUGAUUCCAGGAAAAAUCAGAAAACGAGGUUGUUCCUCAUCGGCUUCUUCUUCAUCUUCUAUUCUUCAUAAUUACAGGUUUAAGCGAGCGAUUCUUGUGGGUAAAAGAGCUGGAUCCUCCACUCCAUUACCUUCAUGGAGGCUUAUGAGCUCUCGAUCGAGAUCCCCUGCUUCUGCAUUUCGUUCUACUGAAUCACCCAAUUACGAGCUUUAUCAGUGUGGCAGUGGUCGGUCCAAACAAGCUCCGGUGUCGGCGAGGAAGCUCGCGGCGACGUUGUGGGAGAUGAAUGAGUUGCCGUCGACGAGGGUGAAGGAGAGUCUUGCUUUGGAUGAGAGGAAAUCGAGAAAGGAAAUGAAGGCCAGAGAGAAAACGACGCGGUCGGUUCAUUCUGGUUCUUUGCCUCCCCAUCUCUCCGAUCCGUCUCAUAGCCCUGUUUCCGAGAGGGGGGAUCGUUCUGGGACGGGAAGUCGCUGUCGAAGAACUCCAUCCAUGUCUCAGAGGCUAAAGCUUGCUGAUCACGGCGUUGGUGUUCUCGAUUCUGUUAGCAAUGCUAGUCUGAUGGAGAUUGAGACAAGAUCUAGAGCCCCAACUCCGAGUGCAUCGAUUGUUGGUGUUAAAACACGGUUGAAGGAUGUUAGUAGUGCCUUGACAACUUCUAAGGAGCUUCUCAAAAUAAUUAACCGUGUUUGGGGCCAUGAAGAUCGUCCUUCGACGAGCAUGUCCUUAAUCUCGGCCUUACAUGCCGAGUUGGAGAGGGCUCGAUUGCAGAUUAAUCAGCUUAUCCAAGAGCAAAGGUAUGAGCAGAGUGACAUAAGCUAUCUGAUGAGGUGCUUUGCUGAGGAGAAGGAAGCAUGGAAAAACAAGGAGCAAGAAGUUGUGGAGGCUGCUAUUGAGUCUGUGGCCGGAGAGCUUGAAGUUGAAAGGAAACUUCGGAGAAGGUUCGAGAGCUUGAACAAGAAGCUGGGGAGAGAACUGGCUGAGACGAAAUCAUCACUUCUGAAAGUAGUCAAAGAACUUGAGAGUGAAAAAAGGGCAAGGGAAAUUAUGGAGCAAGUAUGCGAUGACUUAGCAAAUGAUGUUGGGGACGAUAAGUUAGAACUCGGGGAAAUGCAAAGAGAAUCAGCUAAACUGUGUGACAAUGUCAAGAAAGAAAGAGAGAUGAAGCGACUCGCUGCUGCACUACACGAGGAGCAAACUCAUAUAGAUGCCUCGGACAAGUAUGAUCUCGAGGACAAGAAUGCCGCAGUUGAUAAACUGAGAAAUCAACUCGAGUCAUUCUUGGGUAUUAAAAGAGCUAAGGAAAAGGAGUUUGGAUCAAAUGACUCGAAUGAAGUAAAAUUUGCAGCAUACCUAAAUAAAAACGGGAUUCGUUCGUUUCAAUGUGAAGAAAAGGAGGAAGGGGAAGUUGUAGAUGGAGUGGAAUGCGAAGAAGAUUUGGCUGAAAGUGAUCUUCAUUCUAUAGAACUAAAUGUGGAUAACAACAACAAAAGCUAUGAUUGGAUCCACUCUUCUGGUAUUCCCCUUGAUACUAGAAGGCCUUCAAUAGAUGAUGAACCCAAAGCAAGAAAGUCUACUUCUAAGAAGGGUUCAAGAAAAAGCACUUCUAUACAAAGAAGCAUAUCUGAUGGAGUAGAAUGGGGAAACCAAGCUGACAACCAUCCAAUUUUAGGAGAUCAUGUCUUGGAUUGGGAAAGAAGCUCUGUAUUGGAGAAAGUAGCCUCAGGAAAAGUGUAUGGAGAUCAUUUUCCGGGAUAUAAUUCUUCAUCUAAGAACCUUAGGGACCAGAUCCUAUCCGGAUCAAGGCUCGGUUCGCUUAAAGUCACUGCCAGCCCAACUAGGCUGUGGGAACAAGCAAGACCCUUAAGAGACCUCGCCGAUCCAGUCACAGAGAGAGCUUCCAUGGUGCAAGGGAGUAAUGGUUUGAAGUCUAGGCUGAUGGAGGUUAGAGGCGAUGGUCUAGGUUCAAGGAAGUACAAAUGAUCCCAGCAACGAGAAGCAUUCGAUUGCCCGACCUUGUUUGUAUAACUUAUCAAGGCAAAUGGAAGUAAGGGGUAGGGGGAAAUCUUUUAUUUCAGUUCAAAGCUGUUGCCUGCCAUCAAUCAUUUCACUGAGAGCUGCUAAAAAGUUGCAGCAGCCCGCUGCUAGAAAAGCUCAAGGUUCCCAGUAGAUAUAUAUUUUGUGAAAUAGAAGACUGCUCAUGUUUUUGUAAGAUUCAUGUAGAAAAAAGUGUUUGAAUUCUUUUUUGGGUUUUUUAAGUAUAAAAAAAAUUCUUCAAAAA
Molecule: messenger RNA, 2553 nt
Organism: Cucumis melo (muskmelon)
Lineage: Eukaryota; Viridiplantae; Streptophyta; Magnoliopsida; Cucurbitales; Cucurbitaceae
Exons: 4
Coding region: 249-2255 (668 amino acids)
Source: RefSeq, a predicted model, not a curated record